Bipolaris oryzae ATCC 44560 is the source of this 615-nucleotide messenger RNA. Its product is annotated as benzoquinone reductase. Lineage: Eukaryota; Fungi; Ascomycota; Dothideomycetes; Pleosporales; Pleosporaceae. Gene Ontology annotation, molecular function: FMN binding; NAD(P)H dehydrogenase (quinone) activity. The transcript is spliced from 4 exons. The record is from RefSeq and is a predicted model, not a curated record. The coding region runs from base 1 to 615 and encodes 204 amino acids.
AUGGCGCCCAAGAUUGCAAUUGUCUACUACUCCAUGUAUGGCCACAUCAAGAAGCUGGCCGAUGCUGAGUUGAAGGGUAUCCAGGAGGCUGGUGGUGACGCCAAGCUCUUCCAGGUUGCCGAGACCCUUCCCCAGGAAGUCCUCGAGAAGAUGUACGCCGGCCCCAAGGCUGCCGACGUCCCCGUCCUUGAUGACCCCUCUGUCCUCGAGGAGUUCGACGGUAUCCUCUUCGGUAUCCCUACCCGUUACGGAAACUUCCCCGCCCAGUUCAAGGCUUUCUGGGACAAGACUGGCAAGCAAUGGCAGCAGGGAAGCUUCUGGGGCAAGUACGCUGGUCUCUUCGUCUCCACCGGUACCCAGGGUGGUGGCCAGGAGAGCACCUGCUUGGCUGCCAUGAGCACCCUCACCCACCACGGCUUCAUCUACGUGCCAUUGGGCUACAAGACCACAUUCGCCGACCUUGCCAACCUGAGCGAGGUUCACGGUGGCUCCGCCUGGGGCGCUGGUACCUUUGCCGGCGGUGAUGGUUCCCGCCAGCCCUCUGAGCUCGAGCUCAGGGUUGCCACUGCCCAAGGCAAGGCCUUCUACGAGGCCGUUGCCAAGGCUCAUCAGUGA